This is a messenger RNA of Caenorhabditis remanei, 1194 nucleotides long. RefSeq lists its product as uncharacterized. Lineage: Eukaryota; Metazoa; Nematoda; Chromadorea; Rhabditida; Rhabditidae. The transcript has 4 exons. Gene Ontology annotation, biological process: innate immune response. Bases 1 to 1194 code for a protein of 397 amino acids. The record is from RefSeq and is a predicted model, not a curated record. Gene Ontology annotation, cellular component: membrane raft.
AUGUACAUUCUACUUUUGCUCCUCUCUCUUAUUUUUGGAGUUGCUACGAAUCCUAAUUAUUUUUAUUUGCGAGAGUUUUCUGCCCGUGAUAAUCACUAUGUGUAUGAUAUGGUGGAGAGCGGAGCCAACUUGUAUCUCGCUUCUAAUGAUGACUGGAUGUACUUGAAGAACAUUACAAUAAGAACAGGCGCCCACACAUAUACAUUGGAAAAACUGUUGGUGCCUAAUGACGAUGGAUCAGCAGCUAGUAUUCCAAUACCUGGCAACUUUUCUAUUGUAACUACUAAUAACAAUACUGUAACGGCAAAGUUAUCUGGUUUCUUCUAUUUUACCACGGCACUUCAAGCACAGGACCCAACGUUUCAUGUGUUCGUGGUUCAGACAACUCGAUCCGUUAGUGUGACCGGUAUGAAGUCUACUGUGGUCAUUCUGAAUACUCUACUCAAAGCCAGCUUAUUGGAUGGUGAUCUCCCACAUAGGACGUCAUAUGUGACUAACAUCAAACAGUCACCGAAUACAAAUCUAUAUUUUCAUUGGGACAUGCCAUAUGACGAUUGGAAGAGUGAGACUAACAAUACGUUCUUCCAGAAUCCAAUUGUAUUGAAAAAGGGAACAGAAAGUGUGCGAAUGUUUUUUGAUCACGUCGAGCCACUUCAAAUCGCAUUGGAGUACUGGUACUUCACAGUUGAUGGCCCCGUUAGCAUGGACAUGGAGAACAAGUUCGAGAACGAUGAUCACUACAAUGCGACUGCGACUUCAACCACCGGAGUGAUGAUCAGUUAUUAUUAUUUUUACGAUCAUUUUGUGAACUUCCAGUUAGAUUGGAGUUCAGGUGGAGUUUCCGGAUAUUUUACUUCUGCGUUCAUUGACGACCGCGACUCUUAUCUCGAAAUUAAACUUGAUUACUAUGAUUAUAGCUCCUCCGAUAAACUUUACCAAGGCUGUAACAAUGUUGGAGUAUUAUCAUACGAAUACCAGCAAGCGUACACGCUAUCCGCCAGCGUUCUUCAAAUAGGCGAUGGACCGUUUUAUAUCCAGUACUUUAAUUUCGCUGGGGAUUUGUGGCAUACCAGUACAAUUGGAAACAAUGUGACAUCUACUACUCCUGUCCCAACAACGCAUAAAAAUGGAUCGUCUGCGGUGUUUGCAAUGGAAUUUGUCGUUUUGGUUCUGAUGGUUUUAUUGCUUUCUUGA